Kluyveromyces lactis is the source of this 1593-nucleotide messenger RNA. RefSeq names its product transcription factor TFIIE subunit TFA1 (gene TFA1). Gene Ontology annotation, cellular component: transcription factor TFIIE complex. Gene Ontology annotation, biological process: transcription initiation at RNA polymerase II promoter; transcription open complex formation at RNA polymerase II promoter. Bases 1 to 1593 code for a protein of 530 amino acids. The record is from RefSeq and is a predicted model, not a curated record. The transcript has a single exon. Lineage: Eukaryota; Fungi; Ascomycota; Saccharomycetes; Saccharomycetales; Saccharomycetaceae.
AUGGACAAGCCUAUCGAAGAGACCAUCAAAGCGUUACUCAGUUUUGUCAUUCGUCAAUUCUAUCCGAAUUCAUAUGUGUUGGUCUUGGAUGCCAUCAUGUUCCAUUCUGUGUUAUCAGAAGAGGAUUUGGCGCACUUACUAGGAAUCAAGAGACCGGAGUUACGUUCUCUCAUUACAGUUCUACUAGAAGAUCGCAUUCUGGCUCGUCAUUCACAGCAGGAAUUUGCUGUGAACUCACGUAGUGUUAAAAGAUACUACUAUUAUAUCAAAUAUCCUCAGGCUAUCGAUGCAAUUAAGUGGAAAGUGCAUCAGAUCGUCGCAAAACUAAAAGAUGACUUGGAUAAGAACAGUACUCCGCAAGGUUAUAUUUGUCCAUUAUGUUCUACGCGUUUCACUCAGUUGGAAGCUAUUGCAUUGCUAAAUUACGAAAGAACGCAGUUUGUAUGUUCAUUAUGUGAAGAACCGUUGGUUGAAGAUGAUUCAGGGAAACGUAGUAAGGAAAAACAAGGAAGGCUAAAUAGAUUAAUGGAUCAAGUGCAACCAAUCAUUGAUUAUUUAAAAAAAAUCGACGAUAAUAUGAUCGAAGAAAACACUUUCGAGACAGCGUUGGCUAGAUUGAUUCCACCACAGAACAACUCCGUUGCGCAGUACACAUUGAAUCCAAGAGCACGUAAAUCCAGAAUGUUUGUUCCCGGGGAUGUCACCAUGGGUAACGAUAAUAGUAGGAAAGCUGGUGUUAAAUCACAGGCUACAUUACAUGUUAAUAUUACUACUCAAUACGAUGAAUUGUAUCAACAAGAUCAACAAGAGAAACAGGCAGAAGAGAAAAGAAAGCAAAACGCUCUACCUGCAUGGCAUGAGAAGAGUACUAUUGGUGAAUCUGCUUUGGGUAACCUAAGAGAUGAGUAUGACAUGUCUUCCGGUAUCAAGAUAGAAAAUGAUGAAGAAACUGAAGGACAACAACAACAACAACAACAACAACAACAACAACAACAACAAGAUAACAAUAAUGAAGGUUUCGACGAGGGCGAUUACGAACAACAAGAUCAAUCUCAACAACAAGACGGAUCACAAGAUCAACAACAGCAACAAUACCAACAACCUAUCAUCAGGUCCACAUUAACAGACGAACAAAUGAAAGAAAGAGAAGCGGAGCGUACGCUUGCGGAAUACUAUGCUCAACUUGCGAGAAAAAACGCAGAUGAAGACGACGACAUGGAUGACGAUGAAGAUGAGGACGAUUUCGAAGAUGUCCAGGAUGAUGUGGACGAUGAUGCAGAUGAUGCGGAUGAUGUGGAAAAUGAAUCUUCUGAUGAAGCAGUCAAACAAUCCGAUGAGGACAAAAUAGAAUCAACAACCUCUCCUGACGAGAAAGCAUCAUCUGCGAAGACACAAGAUGAUGAUGAUGAUGAUAAUGAUGACGAUGACGACGAUGAUAUGGCUGAGUUAGAAGACAUAGAAUUGGAAUCUGUGAAAGGAGAAGAUAACACAGUACCGGGAGACUCCAAAUCUCCAGGGGCGACGGAAAAGAAGCAGACUAAUGGAGGAGAUGAUGAAGAUGAUGAUGGAGAAGGAGAAUUUGAAGAUGUUUAA